AUGAGUGAUGAGCAACGCAAAGAUUUCGAGAAUGCCACGCACUGUCACAUUUGUGAAAAACCUUUCGUGGAUGGGGACAUUCGCUGUAGGGACCAUAAUCAUAAGGGCAGAGGUCUGUAUAGGGGCGCUUCACACUCUCGGUGCAACAUAAACUACCAAGAUAGCACCGUAAUUCCCGUCGUAUUUCAUAAUCUAAGCGGUUACGAUGCGCAUUUUUUUAUUCGAGAACUAUCCACUGGUUUACCGGGCCACAUAAAAUUGCUCCCAUUAAACAAAGAAAAGUACAUCUCUUUUACAAAAUACGUGGACAAUACAAAAAUUUCUUUUCGAUUUAUCGACUCGUUCCGAUUUAUGAGUAGUAGUAUUGAUAAAUUAUCAGCGUACUUGGGUGACGAACAGAAAACUAUCACUAAAUCCUAUAGUCGUAACGACACCGAGUUCAAUCUGCUAACGAGAAAAGGUGUUUUCCCCUACGAAUAUUUGGAUUGUUGGGAAAAGCUAGAUGAGACCGCUUUACCGCCAAAGGAUGCAUUUUUUAGUCAUUUACAUAACGAGGACAUUACUGACGAAGAGUACGAGCACGCUUCAAACGUGUGGCGCGUAUUUUCCAUUCAAACCUUAGGUCAAUACUCCGAUCCUUACUUAAAAACGGACGUGCUUCUUUUGGCCGAUAUUUUCGAAACUUUCCGAAUCACUUGCAUGCAAACGUAUCAGCUGGAUCCUUUGCACUAUUACACGGCUCCAGGGCUCGCAUUUGACGCCAUGUUAAAAAUUACGGGUGUUAAACUGGAACUUUUAACCGAUAUCGAUCAAAUUCUUUUCAUCGAGAGUGGAACUCGAGGCGGUGUAACUCAGUGUAGUACUCGAUAUGCUAAAGCGAACAAUAAAUAUAUGUUAAGCGGAUACGAUCCCAACCUCCCUACGAACUACUUAAUGUACUUGGACGUAAACUCGCUUUAUGGGCGCACAAUGUGUGAGCCGCUUCCAUGCGGAGAAUUUUCGUUUGUAGAAAACUUUGAAACGCUAGACAUAUUAAAUCAUCCAGACGAUUCGGACAUUGGCUACAUUCUAGAAUGCGAUUUUGACUAUCCCAAUCAUAUUCAUAAGACCCACAGUCAGCUGCCAUUGGCUCCCGAACAUAGAAUUCCCCCAGGCUCGAAAUUAAAGAAACUAUUGCUGACAUUAUACGCGAAACGUAACUACGUCGUCCAUUAUCGGAAUUUAAAGUUGUACGUCCGACACGGAUUAAAAUUAGUGAAAAUACAUCACGUCUUACGUUUCAAGCAAUCGCCGUGGCUACUGUGUUUGGGAAAUUAA
Molecule: messenger RNA, 1317 nt
Organism: Photinus pyralis (common eastern firefly)
Lineage: Eukaryota; Metazoa; Arthropoda; Insecta; Coleoptera; Lampyridae
Exons: 2
Coding region: 1-1317 (438 amino acids)
Biological process (GO): DNA replication
Molecular function (GO): nucleotide binding; DNA-directed DNA polymerase activity; DNA binding
Source: RefSeq, a predicted model, not a curated record